This is a messenger RNA of Patella vulgata (common limpet), 7677 nucleotides long. Its product is annotated as ubiquitin carboxyl-terminal hydrolase 4. Bases 19 to 2853 code for a protein of 944 amino acids. NCBI's taxonomy places the organism in Eukaryota, Metazoa, Mollusca, Gastropoda, Patellidae. The transcript is spliced from 22 exons. Gene Ontology annotation, biological process: protein deubiquitination. Gene Ontology annotation, molecular function: cysteine-type deubiquitinase activity. The record is from RefSeq and is a predicted model, not a curated record.
GACAUCUCAUGAAAGAAAAUGGCGGAAGGUGGACCACCAGAGUGUCAAACUCAAAAGGAUGAAAUUCGAAAUUGUCUCAACCAGCAACUUAAAAAGGGUGAUAUUUGGUAUCUACUGGAUACCAAAUGGUAUAAACAGUGGAAGAAAUAUGUAGGGUAUGAUAAAUGGGAUUCUGGAUGUGUUGGUGAAGCAAGUGCUAACCCUGGUCCAAUUGACAACAGUCCUCUUCUAAAAGGAGAUGGUCAGUUGCAGGAACAUUUAAGUGAAGAUUUAGAUUACAUGUUAUUACCAGGCGAUGCAUGGAAUAGAUUACUUAGUUGGUAUGGUAUAAUUCCAGGACAGGAACCGAUCUGUCGAGGUGUUAUAGAACAAGGAAUGUUCGUAAAACACUGCAAAGUGGAGGUGUAUUUAUUGGAAUUAAAGCUGUGUGAAAAUUCCAAUUUGGAUAAAACUACUGCCAAACAAUUUAGUCGUUCAUCCACUAUAGCACAAUUAGAGAAGAAAAUGAGAGAAGUGUUUAGUAUAAAGGAAGAUAAAGAGGUUAGGUUGUGGAAUCGUUAUAUGAGUAAUACUUAUGAACAUUUGAGUAAAAUGGAGAACUCACUACAAGAUUCUGGUUUAUACCCAGGUCAGGUGAUUGUAAUAGAAGAAAAAAAUGAUGAUGGUACAUGGCCAAGACAAGCUAAAAGUACUAGCAGUUAUAAUACAUCUAGUACAAGUAGUUACGAAAAAACAUCCACCAGGUCUUAUAGUAAUUAUGAAGGUGGUGUAUCACAAGGUAGUACUAGUAGUUAUAAUAGUGGUUAUUCAUAUGAAGCAGGUCGUGGAGUAGCUACACCAGGUGUAUGUGGUUUGUCAAAUCUAGGCAAUACAUGCUUUAUGAAUUCGGCUCUGCAGUGUAUGAGUAAUGUACCAAUGUUGUCAGAAUAUUUUUUGAGUAAUAAAUGGAAAGAAGAAUUAAAUCCAGAGAAUCCAUUAGGUAUGAGAGGUGAAAUAGCUGAGUCAUAUGCUGAACUUAUACAAACUAUUUGGAGUGGUAAAUACAUGUAUACACUACCUAGAGCUUUCAAGUUAUCUGUAGGCAGAUUUGCACCACAGUUUUCUGGUUAUCAGCAACAAGAUUCCCAGGAAUUGAUGGCAUUUUUGCUUGAUGGUUUACAUGAAGAUUUAAAUCGUAUUAAAUCUAAACCUUAUGUUGAAUUAACUGAUGCUAAUGAUAGACCUGAUGAGGUUGUAGCUAAAGAAGCAUGGGACAACUAUAGGAAACGUAAUGAUUCAGUGAUAAUUGAUACAUUUCAUGGAUUAUUGAAAUCAACUGUUAAAUGUCCUCAGUGUAAUAAAAUAUCAGUGACUUUUGAUCCCUUCUGUUAUUUAUCUCUGCCAUUACCCAUAAAGAAAGAAAGACAGAUGAGUGUUACAUGGGUACCAUUAAGUCCUGAAGAAAAACCACAAGUUAUUCGAUUAACAGUGCCUAAAUCUGGAUGUGUAGGUGAUUUAACCAAAGCCUUGUCAAAAAUGGUAGAUGUUCCACAUAAAAUGAUCAAGAUAACAGAUGUAUAUAAUCAUCGAUUCCAUAAAGUGUUUAAAGAGGAAGAAGGUCUCAAUCAUAUAUUAGAGAGAGAUAUUAUUUAUGCAUAUGAGGUAUGUGUAAAGAAUACAGAGGAUGAUCCUAAUAUAGUAGUUUUACCUAUAUACUUCAGAGACAAGGGACGUUCACGACCUAGUACUAACUAUGGAGGUAGAGAUCAGCUAUUUGGAACACCUUUAUUUAUACCAGUUAAAGGAAAAGUUACAUAUGAUAUGCUCUAUGAUCUGUUAUUAGUACAGAUGAAGCGUUAUGUAAAGGUACCUGAUCCAAAAGAGGAAUGGUGGAAAGAUGAAGAUAAAGAGGAAAUGGAAACUAAUGAAGAAAAUGGUGAUACUGAUAAACCUGUUAAUGGAGAAGUAAGUAAUAUGGACGUAUGUGAAAGUGAUGAUGAAUUAGAAGAUAAAAAGAAAGAUAAUGGUGAAAGUAAAUCUUGUAAAGCUCGUCGUCUUUUUACCUUCUCUGCAGUUAAUUCUUAUGGUAGUGCCGAAUUAGAUCACAAAUUUAUAGAUGAUGGAAGUCAUCUUAGAAUUACCCCAAAAACUUAUGUAGCUGUUGAUUGGCAUACUGUUGCUAAAGAAAAAUUUUAUGACGAAAAAGAAGCAGAGUCUGUUGAAGAGCAUGAAAGUGGUAAAAAUAAAAAUCCACAGAAGAAGCAAGUAAUACAAUUAAAGGAUUGUUUACAACUGUUUACAGAAGCUGAAAAACUUAGUGAACAUGAUCCAUGGUACUGCCCAUCAUGUAAAAAACAUCAACAAGCCACCAAGAAAUUUGAUUUAUGGUCAUUACCCAAUAUUUUAAUCAUACACCUGAAGAGAUUUUCCUAUAAUAGAUACUGGAGAGAUAAAAUUGAUGCCUUGGUUGAAUUCCCUGUAAAGGACUUAAUGUUAGAUAAAUGUGUGAUAAAUAAAAAGCUUGGUAAACAACGGUAUGAUUUAAUAGCUGUUUCCAAUCAUUAUGGUGGAUUAGGUGGAGGACAUUAUACGGCCUAUGGUUUAAAUAAAACAACAAAUGAUUGGUAUUAUUUUGACGAUUCUAGUGUAUCACAAUCCUCAGAUGAUCAAGUGGUGUCUAAAGCAGCUUAUGUAUUGGUGUAUCAGAAACGUGGUGUAACAUCAUCACAGUAUAUAUCUAAACCAUCAAACGCCCCUUCAACAGCUACAAGUGGUGCAUCAGAUUGUAAUAUGUUAAAUGGAGCAGCAGCUGGAACAACUAAUGGUGUAAAUAGUAACGGUAUAAAUCAUAAUGAUGAUAUGGAUACCAACUGAUAAAUGUGAUGUUUAGGACAAUUUAUUCAUAAUUUGACACCUCUUCUGUGCAAACAACCCAUAUAAAAUCUGUGUGUUUGUGACUACUAGUACUCUGAAUAUAUUUUUGGAAAGUAAUGGCGUGAUGUGAGGUGUAUGAGAUAAUAUAUUCAGCAAGCAGCAGUUGUAUUUCAAUAUACUGGCAGAAAAUAAUAAUUUCAUUGUAUCAACCAUUUAUCAUCAUGUAAUAAAUUUGGUACAAAGCUUGAUCUCGAGCAAAAAUCCUUUGAAAGUAGAAGUUUUAUGACAAUGCAAUUAUUCAACUUGUGUGUUUUACAAGUGCAAUAUAAAUUUAAACGAGCUGGCUCUUUUGAAAGUCUUGAAAUAUGCAUGAUGUGGGCCGUAUAGGUAUCAUUUAAGUUAAAACUGAUUCAGAUGCUCUAAUAGUACAGCAAAUCAGUUAUGUAUGUCAUGAUAUUAAUAUUGUUGAAAUUAGUUAUGUUAUUGGAGGUACAUUAAAGAUACAUUAUGGAAGAUUAUAUAGAGAGUUGACAGUUCCCACUAUAAUAGUUAAAUAAUAGAUAAUGUAACAGGAAUAUUUACAGUUUCAGUUAAAUAACUUCACUCAAAGUAGCCAAAGCUGAGAAAUCUCAUUUUGUGACGAAAAUAAAAAAAAGUCUUGAUGAUCCAUUUUUGCAUUUAAUCAUCAAUGGCUGUUGAACGGUAGAACAGAUUCCAAUAUAAUGAAAACCAGACCUUUCAGAUGGCAUCGUGAGUUGAUUAUGGUCUUGUCAUGUUAAUAAAUGUUUCAUUUAAUAGUUUAUAUAACAUUUCAGGCCUAAAGAAAGACCUGCAAUAGGCAGAUUUAGCUCUUGCAUAAUAAGUAUGAAAAACAAAUAUAUUUUGACAUUAAAGUAGCUAUCCCUGAUAUAUUUGAGUGAAUCAAACUGGUUGAUUUUAUGUGAGAUCUAUGAUUUUUGCAAUUAUAUUCUUACUGUAUCCGUGUAGAAUGUCAAAAUUCCCCAAACUCCAUGCUAUACAAGUAAGUACCUGUAGAAGUUACAGUGUUCAAAUCAUAAUGUAAUCCAUUGAACAAUGUAAUCUAUAGAACUGUGUUGUGUUAUAUCCUCAACAUAAUCAAAACAAUGUAAAGUGGAAUUGCCUAAAUAAAUUGUGUAACUCUGUUAAUCAAAUCUAUAUUUUAAAUUGAAACUUUCACACAUGAUGAAUUUGCCAUUUCUUUAUAUUUUGACAUUUGAUUUACAUAAUCAAACCUACUUUUAUUAAUGGAGCUUGGGAGAGGUACACUUGAAAAUCUGGGACUUAUCCUUUAAGAUGAUCAAGGCUUAAAGAAUAGCAUGCAAAUCUUAACCUGUGUGAACAACUAAGGAGUAUGAAAAAUACUAAAGUAUAAUCUGUAUUAAGCAGCCACUCAGCUUGUAGGAAAUUUUUAUGACUGACCGCUUAACAGGAGUGACCUCUUAAUAAAAUCUCAGUGUUUGUUAGUGCUGACAUUAAGUAAAUUUUACGCUUUGAUGCAUUUGGAGCAAACAUCAAUACUUGUAUCGUUAAAUUUGGCUGUCGUUGAAACUUGCUUGAAAUUCAUUGACUCAAAUCUCUAAUAUAACGUCUCUAAACCUGUCAUUUUGUACCAACAUUGAUACUACUGUCUACCAUUUUGAUGUAUUUGAUAAUAUUUAUCCAUUUUUGUGAAGAAAAUCCAUUUAUUGAUUUUAUUUUAUCAAAAAAGCACGUCCAAAAGACCAUCGCUGAAUUUGUUACCGAGUCGGGGGGUGUAACUCUGUAUGUAAUAUACAAGGUGCUAAAACUUAUGUUUGGCAACAAAGUCGCAAUGGAAAAUAGAUGCUAGAUGAUCUUGACAAAACUCGACUUUGAUGAUACUCUUAGUUCAUUCAAUCAGUAUCACAUAAUGUUUCGUUACGUGUGAAAACAAUGAUCAGGGUUUAUCAUUUAAUAAAACAAAAUAAUCGUGACCGUUUACAAGGAGAUGUCGCUGAAUAGGAGUGGCUGCUCCUACAGAUUCUACUGUACAUGUAUAUCUUGGUCAGGAUUAUUAGUCUUGGUUUAUAAAAUUCUUAGUUGGAGGACACUCACUAUCUCAUCUUUAAUGACUAGAAGAUAAUUAUUAUUACUUACACAGAUUUCCUGGCAUUAUUAUAUCCUGUAAAUUAUAUAAAAUUGUUCUCGAGAUCAGCAAACAAUAUAACAAAUUAUUGUAAUCCUUAUCAACCAUUUAUAUACGCCCACAUUGAAAUGUGGUCAAAUAUUGUUGUCGCCCCCUUCCGCCCUUGAUGACUUUGAAAUAUCUUGUGGACGCUUUAGAGGCUAAAGUUAAUAUCCGACUUCAAAUUUAUAUGCAGCUUUUAAGGCCAUGAGACCAAAAAAGGCUAUUGAUUUUCAAUGAUUUCCGAUAAUUGCUGCCAGAGUUAUGGCACUUGAUCACUUUGUAAUAUCUUGUGGACGCUUUAGAGUUAAAGUUAAUAUCCGAUUGACUUUAAAUUUAUACACAGUGUUUAAGGUCAUGAGACGAAGCCUAUUGAUUUUCACCGAUUUCCAAUAAUUACUACUGGAGUUAUGGCCCUUGAUCGCUUUAAAUUUAUACACAGUUUUUAAGGUCAUGAGACAAGAAGCCUAUUGAUUUUCGCUGAUUUCCAAUAAUUACUGCCAGAGUUACUGCCCUUGAUCACUUUGAAAAAUCUUGUGUACGCUCUAGAGGUUAAAGUUAAUAGCCGAUUGACUUUAAAUUCAUACACAGUGUUUUAGAUAAUGAGACGAAGAAGCAUAUUAAUUUUCACAGAUUUGCAAUAAUUACUGCCAGAGUUACGGCCCUUGAUCACUUUGAAAACUCUUGAAGACGCUAUAUAGGCUAAGUUAAUAUCCAAUUGACUUUAAAUUUAUAUACACGUGUUUAAGGUCAUCAGACAAAGAUUUCUUAGAAUUACUGCCAGAGUUAUGGCCCCUGAUCCCUUUGAAAAAAUUUGUGGAUGCUUUCGAGGCUAAAGUUAUAUCCGAUUGACUUUAAAUUUAUACACAGUGUGUACGGUCAUCAGACAAUGAAUCCUAUUGAUUUUCAACGAUUUCCUAUAAUUACUGCCAGAGUUAUGGCCCUUGAUUACUUUGAAAAAUCUUGUGGCCGCUCUAGAGGCUAAAGUUACUAUCCGAUACACAGUAUUAUUGGUCAUGAGACAAAGAAUCCUAUUGAUUUUCAACAAUUUCUGAUAAUUACCGUCCUUUCACAUUUUGUUUGAGGACACUCUACAGAUCACAAUUUCUAUCCGAUUUUGAUGAAAUUUGAAAUAUAGGUUUAUCUCCCUAAGAUCUUGGUUCCUUUCAAUAUUGGCAUGUAUCGGACCUUAACUUCAUGGAUUAUGGCCCCUGAUUGUACGAAAAAUCAUGUUUUUCGCUUUUGGACACUCUAGAGGUCACAAUUUUUGUUGUCAUCCUUUUCUUGUCUUUCUUUUUGGGUUACAAAUGUUUAUUGAAGGACUACUUUGCUUGCUAGAUGUAUUAAUGUAAAUUGUGUUUCUAUUGGUAAGUACUGUAUAAAGUGUUAAUAAGAUAUUGGUAUGAAUGUUGUAUAAUCUUUACUGAGUAAAGACUUGUGUUUAUAGUACAUAAUAUUAGCUCAUUUUGAGUGGCUUACUUUCCUUCUUAUUUUAUUUAUUGACAUAUUGUUCAAAGAACUAUGUAAGCACCUUAUUACGAUGUAUAUAUAUAUAUAUAUAUGUUGGUAUGUGCAGGUACUCAAACAUUGAUGGGUUCAAUAAUAGUAAACAGAACUAAUAAUGUAACCCCAUACUAUAUGUGGCCAAUGAGGACUAAACUUUUGAGUCUUUCAAUAAAAGUUUUUUUUAUUUCAUUUAGACUAUGAAUAUUAUUCAGCUCAAAAUUCAUGGAUUAGAAAGUAAGUGUAACAGUACAUGUAGAUUAUAUAGACACUUAAUGAUAUAGUUUAAACAAACAUUAAAUCUUGUAGAUCAAUAAGUAUGUUUUCCUAUUCACAAGAACCAUAUAAUUCAGCUUAAAUUAUCUGGUUGCACUUUAUGUAGAAAAAACAUGUAAAAAAAAAGUUUUUAAGAAAAUUCAGUAUAUUGAGUUAUAUGAAUGAAAGUAAGAAAUAAAAUAACUUGAAAUCUUUACAAUACAGACGUAUUUUAACUGGUGUAGAAUUAUCUGAAUUUAUUUAAUAGAUUAAAAUAAAUAAAUAUAUACUUUAAAACUAAAUAUACAAAUACAAGUGGUUGCCUGUUUAUUUGUAUUUAACUGUAAUUAGAUGAUAUAUAUCGGAUUGAUAUAAUACUGUUUGACAUUAUUUCAAUCCUAAAUCUAUUUCCACAUCAUUACUGUAGACAUGAUAAACAUAAUAAUAUAUACUGGAAUAUAGUCAUUAGUUUCAAUAGCUAUACAAAUUUGUAUGUUUAUAUGAAUAAUAAGUUAUACUAUGGUUUGGACUUGUUUAUUUAGAUAUUGCGAUCUUAAUAGUGUUUAAUGACUCCUUCAUCAAAAAUAGAAGACUUGUUGAAACGUGCUAUCAAAUCAGUGAAUGUAUUCCAUAUAAAUUGUUUGUGCUUUUAAAGGUAAACAUGUUAAUAACACAUCUAAAAUUUGGAAUAGUAAAUUUUUCCUGUUGAAUAAUGUUUUUUUAUACCAUGAAUUCCUACUCCUACUAGAGCGUUUAAGGAGUCGUUACAAGCUAUUUUGUUUUGAAUAAAUUUGAAGGUUUCUGCACCAUUUCAAACCCAACAACCACAUCAUUAUUAUUUUUUAUAAAAGACCUGUUUGUUAUUUGAAACUGAUUAUAUAAUAAAUGUUUUAUUAACUAUA